AACAUGGCGGAGGCUGAGCAGCAAUCAGGCUCCUCCCCUGAAGAUGAUAGGCCCCCUGUCCCUGUCAAUCUCAACUUUGUGGUGCCAAAAAAGGAGAUCAGCAUGGUGCCUGAUAUGGGCAAAUGGAAGCGGUCUCAGGCGUAUGCGGACUACAUGGGUUUCGUUCUCACUCUGAAUGAAGGUGUGAAGGGAAAGAAACUCACCUGUGACUUCAAAGUGUCAGAGACAGUGGAGAAGCUGCUGGCCCUGCUGGCGACAUUAGAUCGCUGGAUUGAUGAGACUCCGCCGGUCGACCAGCCGUCUCGUUUUGGUAAUAAAGCCUACCGCACCUGGUACGCCAAACUGGAACAGGACGCUGAGACCCUUGUGUAUGCUGUGUUGCCAUCGGAGUGCAAGGCUGCAGCUGCAGAGAUUGCAGUUUACCUUAAAGAGAGUGUCGGCAACUCCACACGGAUUGACUACGGAACUGGUCAUGAGGCAGCUUUUGCGGCGUUUCUGUGCUGUCUGUGUAAGGUUGGAGCACUCCGUGUGGACGACCAGUUGGCCAUCAUUUUUAAGGUCUUUGACAGGUAUCUGAGAGUGAUGCGGAAACUGCAGAAAACCUACAGGAUGGAGCCAGCAGGCAGCCAGGGCGUGUGGGGUUUGGAUGAUUUCCAGUUCCUGCCCUUCAUAUGGGGAAGUUCCCAGCUCAUAGAUCACCCGACACUGGAACCACGACACUUUGUGGAAGAGAAGGUUGUGAACGAGCACCAUCAGGACUACAUGUUUCUGGAGUGUAUCAAGUUUAUCAAUGAGAUGAAGACGGGUCCGUUCGCUGAGCAUUCCAAUCAGCUGUGGAAUAUUAGUGCCGUGCCGACAUGGUCCAAAGUCAACCAGGGCCUCAUACGCAUGUACAAGGCUGAGUGCCUGGAGAAGUUUCCCGUCAUUCAGCACUUUAAGUUCGGUAGCCUGCUCUCCAUUCAACCUGUGAAGUCUUGAGGAGACGCGGCAGGGGGAGACCGAGAGCGGCUCCUCACCCCCCAAACCCCGGUGACCCCCCCCCACCCCCCGGCACACCAACAUUAGUGCAUGUGUCUCUGAUAGAAGGUCCCAAUCAUCGUCUCCUGACUGCAAAGCAAACGUUACCACUGCUCCUCUCUGUCACUUCAUUUGUCUCCUGAAACUCUGUUCUCUUUCUCUGGGUUUGUGUCUUUGUUUUACCCUGCAGUUGGAAUAUGUAUCGUGUGGACGCAUUUGUGGAGCCUUUGAAAGCUGCAGGUUUGACAGUAACCCACAGUACAAUAAGAUGUUUGCUUGUAGCGAGUGUGACUAUUUAUUCUCUUAAAAUGCAGAUGUGCCACAGUCAGCAGUUACGUCUCUGUCUUUCACUGUUUUUCUGCAUAAGACAGAUGGAGGCCCCACCAUUUUUAGUUUCACAUCAGACGCUUCACACGGGCAGACGCAUUAGUAGUUAUUGAGUGUGCUAACCUUUUAUAGAUGGAGAUUUUGUGUCUGUGUGUGUGUGUGAGAGAGAGAGAGUGAGUGACUGAAGCUCUAGUUUAGGUGAACUAUUGUUCAACAUCUGUUUGAGGUCUCCUGUAGCUUUGGGUUUUACCGUAUGUUUUGUUUUGUCUUUGUGACGCCAUCAAGAUUUUGUCAAUUAUUUUUCAUCUUGAUUACUCUACUGUUUUUCUUUUUGUGAGGUGAAAUCAGAAUACUGAACACGAAGAGAGAGAGGUGUAGGGAAAAUAAGAGGAAUUAAUCAAGGCACUGUUGCUAACUGCAUGUAGCAACUGGAGCUCAGCCGUUUUCCCUUU
This is a messenger RNA of Chanos chanos (milkfish), 1796 nucleotides long. It is a transcript of the gene ptpa, whose product is annotated as protein phosphatase 2 phosphatase activator. Gene Ontology annotation, cellular component: protein phosphatase type 2A complex; nucleus; cytoplasm. Lineage: Eukaryota; Metazoa; Chordata; Actinopteri; Gonorynchiformes; Chanidae. Gene Ontology annotation, molecular function: peptidyl-prolyl cis-trans isomerase activity; protein tyrosine phosphatase activator activity. The record is from RefSeq and is a predicted model, not a curated record. The transcript has 10 exons. Gene Ontology annotation, biological process: mitotic spindle organization. Bases 4 to 978 code for a protein of 324 amino acids.